Molecule: messenger RNA, 2491 nt
Organism: Vitrella brassicaformis
Lineage: Eukaryota; Vitrellaceae
Source: the annotation of a GenBank genome assembly
CUGCCUGCCCGAGACAGCGAGCGAUUGACUGACUGACUGACUGACCGACAGGCAGGCAGGCAGGCAGGCAGUCAUGAAUGCACCCAUUUCUCAAACAAAGAGACUCGGCCCGCCCACAUGACAGACAGACAGACAGACACCAAAUAUGACGAUUCAACAAACGUCUCACAGCGUUCGUUGCACAUACCGAUCGAUCACUGUGCAUUGCAAUCCACACAGUCUCGCCUCAGCUAGUCAACUCGUCACUUUACGCGAUGAAACCGAGCCAUCCUGAGGAGACAGACGUCUGAAGCAAUCAGCCAGCCAGCCAGCCAGCCAACCACUUUCUGAUUGUUGUGCAUCCAAUAUGUGGCCCUCGAGGCCUCUGUGUCUCCAGGUUCUAUAGGAAAGGUAUUGAAUGUCGGCGCAUUUCUGGCGUGCCUCGUGGGUGGCAGGCAGGUGUGUCUCUCUCUCUCUCUGUCUCCAUUUAGCGGAGCAAAAUCAUGUCUGUCCGCCUUCUACUCAGAACACCAGAACAACACCCACAAGCUGACGUCACAUCAGCUGCCUAAUGCGUCAGACACACCCACCAUGCCCCCAAUCCAGUAAGCGACAAAUAUGCCAUAAUGCCCUCCAAUUGUAAGGCCGCUUUGUGCCUCUUCAGCCAAUGACACAAACAACCACAACAGCAGCUGUCUGGCCACUAUGCUUAAUGUACAGCUCCCUCCCUCCCUGCCUGCCUCCUGUGUGGCCCGCUGGCUCAGCUCCCAUGCGCUUUUGGCAGGAGUUCGUCGCCUGGGCAGGGACCCUCGGCCGCCAGGGUGAUGUCGUCAUCCAGAUACUGGCACUGAGCCACCUUCAAAAAGCACUGAUUGCUGUACGUCACAUUGUUGCUGCCGCACACCGGCUCCCAGACGGCUAGACAUACUGUGGCACAGGCAUCUGACACACUCAACCAGAGAGAGAGGGAGACAUCGGCCGGGGCUCAGAUCAUGCCAGCCAGUGUGAGGCAGCAACGGUCAUGCAUGCCCACCGUCUUGCAUAACGAGACACUCUGGAUCCUCGGGUUCGUCGCACAUGCGCUUUGUGCAGCUGUCCUCGUCGAUCAGGCCGUCAUCGGUGCACUCGCACUCACCGCAUCCGUCGAACAUUGACACGCAGCCUUUGGGGCAUUCACGUGCCGUCGUAUUGUCAAAGUCGUCCACUGCAGACACAGGUCACACAUCGACAGACCAAGCAUUUCUGGUGUUCGCUGUCAUAUACAUCCCGGUGAUAGCACACCAUAUUCCAAACACUCCGGAGGCUCCAAGAUCUCUGGUGGGCAGAAUCUAAGAGUGCAGGCCGCGAGGUCGCUGUCGGGGUCGCAGUGGCAAUAAUUGCACCCAUCGAAAAACUGCCACACAUCCAAAUCCCUGCCUCACUUGUGUCCCCCCUGUGUGUGUGUGUGUGGAUGUAUGUGAUGUGUUGGGCUUGCCUGAAGGCAGCCUGGCGGGCAGAAGGGGGUCGUCAGGUUUUCAUCAGGCUCUGGGGUCGUCAGAUUCUUUUCAUCAGGCUCUUCGACUGCAGAUACACACGCGCCACACACCCACCACCAAAGCAACAAGUACACAACCACACGUCUGGGGCUCCCUUCAAUUUCGGACACUUUCGCUAACCGAACCUGUACACCUGGGCGGCUUCUCAGUCCCCGGUGGGCAGAACCUCAGUGUGCAUGCCUCCAGGCUGCCAUCUUCGUCACACGUACAGCUGUUACACCCGUCGAACCACAACAGGCAGCCGGGUGGGCAGAUGGGGGGCUGAAGGGUCACAUUGAGAGGCUUCUCGUCCAACGCAUCGCCGUCAUCGGGCCCGAUGAGGUCAUCGUCUUUGCAAGGAGGGUCGUCCUUGCCACCGCCUCUCUUGGUGUCUGUCUUGUUGCUGUCCCGAUGCCCGGCACCAGUGGCAUUCCGGCAACACAGGGUGACUCGAUCGUCGUUUGCCGGCGGUUCCUUGUUGAAAUUGAACAGGGACUCGCUCCAGAAGCCAAUCAGACGGGAGAGAGGUGCGAGGAAGGACACAUCGUCGUCUCUCUCCUUGUCGCUGCUUCUUGCCUUUUUGACACCAGCUCCGACGGCCGAGAGAGUGUUCGCGUCCACACUGAUGCAUUCCGCAAGUGAGCACUCCUGUGUAUCCUCCAAAGCCCCCGCAGCAUCCUCCGUCGUGUUGAGGACGUUCAGGGCCUCUUGCAAGUCCUGACACCUCUGCACAGGCUUGCCGUUGUGGGUGAGGUGCAGCGCAUUGACUCGGACGCAUGACGAGGCCUCCGCAGUCAAGGCGCUGCACGUGGAGAAGAAGAAGAGGCAAAUUCCCAGUCUGCAGAGGACACACAACAUCAACAAAGGCUGACGCGACAUUACGAAAUGUGACGCACCUUGCGAGAAAUGAGAGGCAGGUCCAGUUGGUAUCCGUGCAGCUUUGCAGGCGUACCCGCGGCGAAACAAGCGCGUUCAUCUUCUUCCACUUUCAACGGUCC